AUGAUUUUUGAUGAUGCUUGGAAUGACUAUCUUGAAAGUAUGAAGGGUUACUUUAUCAACGUGGAAAGUGAACAAGAGCAGAAUCAAUCCGAGGACAAUGAGGAAGAUUGCCCAACGCUGAAAGUGACUCGAGAAGAAUAUGAACGGUGGUGCGCACCAUGGAGGAGGUCUCUCAUCAUUAAGCUAAUGGGCAAAUCUAUACCUUUAUGGGUUAUGAAAUCUAAUCUCGCACGCUUAUGGAGAACAAAACAUCCACACACAACACGGGACUUAGAUAAUGGAUUCUUUGUUGUCUCAUUUGAUGAUGAGGAGGAUAUGAACACUGUCUAUCAAGAAGGGCCUUGGAUGAUUGCUGAUCACUAUCUGACACCUAAGAAGGAUUGGACAGCUACUUGGGAGAACUUAAAAGUUGAUACGAUUACGUAUAACAGCGAAAGAGGAUGGUUUGCACGAAUUUGCAUUGAGUUAGAUCUCAAGAAAAAGCUAAAGUCAACCAUUAACGUGUUUGGAAAGCGUCGCAUAGUGGAGUACGAGGGACUUCAUCUCAUAUGCUUCCAGUGUGGGAAAUAUGGACAUCACAGGGAAAGCUGUCCUGACCGAUGCGUCACUUCUGAAAUGAACACUGGUGCAACGGAGCAUGGGAUUCUGGAACAAUAUAAGGCAAAGGAGAAGGUAAGUGUGGACUUGAAUGUGGAUCCGAAAGAGGUAGCUACAGAUGCUCAACACAACGUCUCUAAGAGUGGAUUCAGGGAAUCAAACCAGACGCGCGAAAAUCGUAGGGUUAUAAAGAUAGAUGAGCUUAAUAAUGCUGACAGAAUCAGAGGCAUGAUCGUGAGUAAUAACCAAGGCCGACCUUUUGGGAAGGAGCAUAUAAGUCAAACUCGUCAGUUUGGAAAGAAAUCUCUUGGUAAUCUGAAAUGGGUCCCCGUGGAUCAGGGCUUUCAAAGGAAAAAUAAAAAGAAAAGUAGUGGCAAGGAGAAUAUUCCUCAAUCAUCAAAACGCGGCUCCAUUUCUCACAAAGCAAUGAUCUCGGUAAAUGGGCUGCAGAAUAAAGCCAAUUUUUGGAAAGCCCAUAACCCAUUUGAGACCUUAAUAGGUUUGAAUGAAAAUGGACCUCAAGAAGAUAAUUUUAUUGGGCAGCACCUGGAAACUAGGACGGAUGAGCAGUAUAACGACUUGAUGGAGCAAGAAAGGAUGACAUCUCCAGGAAAAAAACCCAAGUAUCAACACUGA
Molecule: messenger RNA, 1233 nt
Organism: Neltuma alba
Lineage: Eukaryota; Viridiplantae; Streptophyta; Magnoliopsida; Fabales; Fabaceae
Exons: 3
Coding region: 1-1233 (410 amino acids)
Molecular function (GO): zinc ion binding; nucleic acid binding
Source: RefSeq, a predicted model, not a curated record